Lycium ferocissimum is the source of this 562-nucleotide messenger RNA. Its product is annotated as glucan endo-1,3-beta-D-glucosidase-like. Lineage: Eukaryota; Viridiplantae; Streptophyta; Magnoliopsida; Solanales; Solanaceae. The transcript has 3 exons. The record is from RefSeq and is a predicted model, not a curated record. Bases 30 to 350 code for a protein of 106 amino acids.
UCUUAUUUCUUGGCAUAAGCAAAAAACCAAUGGAAAAGCUAAAUGUCAUCUCGUGCUUCCUCGUGUUGUUAUUUUUCACUAGUUUUUGUCAGGGAGCUCCAAAGCGGUGGUGUGUGGUAGAUGAAUGGGCAAGUGAUGUCACAUUAGCAGCAUUUUUAGACAGAACAUGUAAACGUGGCCACUGCGUGGAUUUACAACCUGGAAAACCUUGUUACUUGCCUUUAACAAUUCGUAGCCAUGCUUCCUAUGUUCUCAACCUCCUCUAUAGGACAAAAACCAGAAAAUGUCCUCCUCAUUUGGGCAUCCUUAAAUCAGUUGAUCCCUCUUAUGGUGAUUGCAAGUAUCCAUAAAUGGAGUUGCUCAACAAGAGAGUUCUUACAAUUAGAGGAUGCAAUUAAGUGCUCUUUUCUAAUUACAGUAAUGGUAAUUAUGAAGCAUUGUUGAAGAAAAAAUGAUUGCUUCUUAGAUCGUCUAUCAACCAUUUUAGCAAAUGUGCAAUAGAUGUUCCUCUAUUUUGGUUUCUGUAUGGAAUAUAUUUCAGAUAAUAUAGCAGCCUCUUGAU